UUUAUAAAAAACAUGGGCUCUAGUCAAAUAGUUAGUCAAUCCACAGCUGUGAUUAUAUCUAAGGGUUUAUUAAUAUUUUUCAUCGGAGGGGUAACACUUUGGUAUCUAGCCACCCCGUAUCUGGUGCAACCUCAUAAACAAUUUAAAAUAGACUUUGAAAAAUAUGUCUCUGCACGGAGUAGUGAGAAUGACGGCAAGAAUAAAAUUGAAAAUUGGACAAAAUGGAGACUUUUUGUAGAAGAUGCAGUGAGUAACUACACGGUUUACCCGUUUGACCACCGAGCCGUAGCACUGAAGGAUGAAAAACUGAUGCUAAAUCUGGAGUGGAGACAGCAUUACAAAUCUUUUAUAUCAAAGGUAGAAUCAAGUCUUCACGUGGAAAGUGCAUUGCCCUGGUACAGCAGAUUCGGUCUUUACAAUCAUUUUUAUACUGAGUCAAUUCCUGGUGGGGGUAUACGCUUCAUGCCCAGAUUUAUGUUUGGAGUUCCUCACCCUGUACUUGAGGAUAUGUACGGGGGAGCAGAUAAUAUACCUAUCACGGGGAUGCUAACAGAAAGUGCUGGAGCUGACAGGCUGGUUAUUCAGUGCUUUAUGAAUAUUGUAACUCUAGCUGUCGUCUUCCUUCUCUACAUCAAUAAUCCGCCAAAAGAUUCAAAAGAUUCCGCAAAAAUAGAUUGAUUGAUUGACUACAAACAAAAA
Eurytemora carolleeae is the source of this 699-nucleotide messenger RNA. RefSeq lists its product as uncharacterized. NCBI's taxonomy places the organism in Eukaryota, Metazoa, Arthropoda, Copepoda, Calanoida, Temoridae. The record is from RefSeq and is a predicted model, not a curated record. The coding region runs from base 13 to 678 and encodes 221 amino acids. The transcript has 8 exons.